Molecule: messenger RNA, 1806 nt
Organism: Symbiodinium natans
Lineage: Eukaryota; Dinophyceae; Suessiales; Symbiodiniaceae
Source: the annotation of a GenBank genome assembly
AUGGUCUUCAUGCUGCUCGCCAUGAUGUGGGUGUGGCUGCUUCUCCCUUACAUUUUUCGCUUCAGGGUCGCCGUCGACGAUGUCUACGUCGAGCAGGCGGCAGGCCGGAAGCGCAUCUUGAUCCGCACACGAGGACAUCACUGGCUGUCAGGGCCGAACUUUUCAAGGUGCCGCGGGCGCUCCAGGAAGAUCGUUUCUCUAGACCGCGUUGACAGCACGGCAACGACAGUAAGCGGCAAGAGCCAGGCAUCCAUAACCAUCGAGAAUGCCAUGCACGUCUCGGUUUCGCAAACUGCGAAGGUCCCUGUGCAGUUUCGCAACACGCACCAUCCCUUCCUGGGCACGAGCAGCGCCAGCGAGGAGUCUUGGUCCAUGAAUUCAGCUGCCGCGCUGGCAUCGCAAGUUGCCCAAAACUUGGUGGAGCAGGUGGUGUCCCCGUUCCAAGGCCACGACGCCGACGCCACAAGAUCUUCAAAGAACUUCGUCCAGCCGUUGACAUCUCGGCAUCUGCUACUUCUCACCGGGAAGGGCGUCCCAGAGGAGCGGGUGAUCGAGACCUCGCGUGGCAGUCUUAGCGUGGCAUUCCCACUGACCCUCAUCCGCGUCGCCCCUCUCCACGUGCCGCUGAUUGGGUGGCUUGUGGUUGCCGUGCUGGUCGCCACCGUGCCCGCCGCUGCGACUGGUCUGGAAGCACGUUUUGUCGCAGGAUGCGGUGGCGCCAGCCUGGUCCUGGCCCUCAUCAUCGCAGGGAUCGCUUGGCAGCUCACCCCGUCCACGCUGCGAGCGUACAAGCUGCAGGAGCACGAGAAGGAGCUUCAGAGGGCAAACCCCGAGCCAAGCUCUUGCCCCCGCGGCCCUGGCCGUGCGGUGCGUGCGGGCCAACUGUGGAAGUUUUACGCCACCUUCGAGCCCUUGAUCCGUCAGCAUCGGACGAUGUACUACGUGGUCUCCAACCUCAUCAUGCCGCUGACGAGGAGUCGGCGACUCUCAUACGCUGAGCUUGCAGGUCCCCACAAGGUCGCCUGGUUCGUUUCCCACUUUUGGGGCACGUCCUUCCGCCAUUUUGUCUUCAGCAUCCGGAAGCAUGCGGAAAGCGUGGCGGUGGUGAGCAAUCACGCUGACCCCUGGGCCGACCGCACAUACUGGAUUUGCAGCUUCAGCAACAACCAGUGGAAUGUGGCGGAGGAGGUGGGGCAAAGCUGGGAGGAGUCGUCCUUCUACUUGGCCUUGACUUGUGGCUACUGCAGUGGAACUGCCAUGAUCCUUGACGACGAAGCGAUGCCGUUGACACGCGCGUGGUGCCUGUUCGAGGUGCUUCAGACAAAGGAGAUCAAGGAUCACCAGAACACCUUCCAAGGACUGUGGCUCUGCACUGCCACGGGUGUCUUGCACAAGGGCAAGGCGGGCGUUGACGUCGCCAUGCGCAUCGCCGAGCGCCUCGCAACACUGAAGCUGGAGGAUGCCACGGCCUCCGUGCAGAAGGAUAAGGACAUGAUUGACGAUCUCGUCUCCCAGAUGCCCGGUGGAUUCAACGCCAUGAACACAUUUGUCAAGCACAACAUUGCCGAGGCACUGCUUCGCAUGCAGGAGGCAUUUUCGAGUGACUUUCAAAAGCUGAUGGGCUCGCUCGGCCACGAGAAGCUGAAAGGCUUCCCUGGUCCUGGUCCGGAAGAAGGCACAGCGCUGGCAGAGGCGUCGCAGCCUUCAAAGGGAAGAGGGACGGAGGAGGAGGAGGAAGAGGACGAGGAGGCCGUGGAUCUGUCACUCAAUGGCAGUCGGUCAGCGGAACCGACACCCACGCCAUGA